AUGGAAGACGCUACCUGGAAAGAGACCCGACCAGGCCGUUGGGAGCGCGCGCAAACAUACCUCGAGAGGAUAAACAUACUUACCCGAAACGUUCCAAACGCCAUUGGCCGCGACAACUGGGCCAAGAAUGCAGUAGCGAAACUCGAGUUCCAUCCCGACAUCAAAGAUCCUGCGGGCUACCUCCGGACUGCUUGGAAACAAGUUCGCUACAACCAUCCGGAGAUUGCCGCUUUUCCAUACAACGGUCGAUAUAUUUACCGCGUCGGAGACGAACCUUCAAUCGCUUUGUGGGUUUCGGCAACAUUCUCCGUUGCUGAGGGCAAAACCGUUGACGAACUGCUGGGCCGGAUCCCAAGGAACGAACAGAUGAUGUGCUACUUCCUUCCCGACACAUCCGAAGUCAUGAUCUGGUCCCCUCACUACCGUGUCGACGCUCGCGGCGCCAUCUUCUGCCUCAACCACCUCGUUGAGUCUCUGGCUAACAUGAACCCCAACCUAGUCUUUGGGGGGUGUGCCAAGAAUUUGACCCCGAGCAUGGAGUUGACGCUUGGUAUCGGGCACGAGGAAACACCAGAACUUGUAGCGCAAGCCGAAAGCCGUCUCGCAGCACUAGAGCCUCACAAGCCAGCUCUAGAACUGACACCCACUAUCAAAGCGCAGAGGCCGGGAUACACUCAACGGCACUUUAUCAAGUUUUCCAAGCGGGAUACAAGGACCGUCUUCGAUAGUUGCGAGACUUCAGCUCUCGCUAUUGACAUCGCUCUGCAUGCCGCCCUCAUCAGCUCCGUUGCAAAACUCGCACAAACAAAGGAAGCGCGAAGCUUCAUGGCCUCUUUCCACUCCAACCUCCGCACACUGAUUCCAGAAGGCGCAGCUCCUGAGAAUUCGCCCACGAGCUAUACCAGCGUCAUCACUACGGAGGUCAUCGUCUCGCCGCAAACCAACUUCGACUCCUACUAUUCUCAACUCGCACCCGUCUAUGCUGCCGGCUAUGCACCGUACUUGCCCUCGUCACCCUUCUUCCACAAGCGCCUCGAAGAAACGCUGCUUGGUUCCAACCACGGCAAGAAAGGCGAGGCGGACGGACAAUUGCAGCCGCGCUUUGCAUUCCUUGGCGAAGUAGAUGAGCAAGUCUCCAAGAACGUCGGCGACGGACUGGUCAAAGUCAAGGACUUCUGGCUAGGUGCCGAGACCCUGACGAUGCGCAUGAUGGUGCACACGUGGAUAUGGGAGGGCCAACUCGUCCUCAGCGUCUGCUUUAACGAAAGCUAUUGGGAUAGGGAUCAGGCGGCUAGCCUGCUUGGUGGCAUGCAAGAUGCGUUGAUGGAGGUUGCGCUGAGGAAGAUAUCGAGAGUUGACAGUGUAUCAGGUACUUACGAUACCAAGCAACGCAAAAUGUCGGCACAACAAGAGUCUCUCAGCCACUGGGUCACCAAACUCAACGAUACUCUAUUCAUCCAGCCCAACGAUGAACUUGCUCUCGAGGCCAUCAACGACCAGGUCGAUCAAAGUCUUGUGACCAAAAUCAAUCACGAAGUUUACAAUUACGACCAAUUCAAACAAGGCCUACAGUACGUUCGUAGCACUUGUAUCUCGAUCCAAGACGAGUUCUCCAUUGUACUGCAGUGGGAGAACAAGGAGAAGCCAGAUGGUGUGGUAGCGGUUCUAAGCAAGUGGAGGACCAAAGACAAGGCGUCGGGCAAGGAGACUACAAAGUCUAAUGUGAUACUUUGGGAGGUUAAAUGGAUCGAUGGGAAGCGCAAACUUACAGGCCAAACAGAGGUCGAAGUCGCGUGA
Molecule: messenger RNA, 1797 nt
Organism: Alternaria burnsii
Lineage: Eukaryota; Fungi; Ascomycota; Dothideomycetes; Pleosporales; Pleosporaceae
Exons: 3
Coding region: 1-1797 (598 amino acids)
Source: RefSeq, a predicted model, not a curated record